Engraulis encrasicolus (European anchovy) is the source of this 2529-nucleotide messenger RNA. RefSeq lists its product as uncharacterized. The record is from RefSeq and is a predicted model, not a curated record. The transcript is spliced from 11 exons. NCBI's taxonomy places the organism in Eukaryota, Metazoa, Chordata, Actinopteri, Clupeiformes, Engraulidae. Bases 118 to 1683 code for a protein of 521 amino acids.
CAGAGUAAACUCCAAGACAAAAUCUACUCUGCAGGGUGAUGAUUCCCCGCGAAAAUUCUAGAACCGGAGCUGGAACUGGCAUGGCAUGUUGGAAGUCGUUUCUCUCCCUGCGUGAAAAUGCUGCUGCGUGUCUCAUUUGGUGGAGUGCAGAAGUACAUCAAGAUGCCCGAACUGACGUUUGGUGAUUUCUUGAGAGAAGUGAGUCUGAAAUUUAACAUCUCCGAAGACAGACGGUUGGACCUCAAAGUUUAUGACCAGUCUAACACCGAGGUAGAUUCAGAGGUUUUUGAGGAGCUCAUAAAAGAGUUCCAUGGACCUUUCCUAGUUUCAUUGGCCAAUGAAGCACCUUGUAACCCUCACUUCACAUCAUCUCCAGGGUCUACUGCAUCUGACGAGACAGUGAUCCUCAACUUCUCCCAGCUUGAGCCAGCCGAGGACCCUGUUGCAGCCCAAGGCAGUCAACCUAAAAGGCCUUGCCGGAUCAACUAUGAAGCAAGAGCUCUGAUUGAAAAAAUCCUGACUACAAAGCCUGGAGGUGACCGUAUCAUGGAGGAGUAUGCCAAAACAAAAUCAAUCACGGAUUCAACCAGAAGACGGCUCAUCAACAUACUUACUGCAGAAAUGACCGAAACACAUGGGACCUCGCCACCCCGGAGUGUGAAAGUGAUGUAUGCACAGGGGAUUAUCGCUCUGUUUCCCUACCUUGAAGACCCAUACUCACAGAAUGGAUUUGAACACUACUACGACCCGGAAAGCGGUUCAGGAUACAUUGCUUGGCGGUUGAAGACUAUUCAACGAAAAGCUUCAGAGGAAAGAGGUCCAGCUGUUAGAUCUCCUAAAGUUGGUGGGCCAGGCCAUGGACGUACUACACCCCUUACUGACAAAGUCCUGACUGAUGAGGAGGUGGAAUCAGCUAUCGCUGUGUUGAGACAUUCUGCUGAUGAGGAAACCAUCCGUGAAAAAAUGAAAACCACCUUCAGUUACCGCCAAGCAAUGGUCAAUGACCAUGACAAAUCGGCAGAGGUCUUCUCAGUUUUUCCACGAUUCCUGGACACACAGGGACUGGUAGAGCAGGAUUUCAGACUGAUGUUUGGCGAGCAGACUGCCAAUAAGUUCCUGGAGAGAUGGCCUACCACUUUCAAAGCAAGAGUCAUCAAGGAAAGCCAUGGACUUGUCCCCUCCACAGACCUUCUUGAUUUGAUGCACAAUGCUGAGACAUCCACUGAAGUUGAAAAUGGGUGGGACAGUGACAUGUCUGCCAUCAUACUGCUGCUACAUCUGCUACCGCCAUCUGCACAGGGACGCAAGAGGCCAGGGAAGAUAUCAGCAUCUAAUGCCGUCGAUCACCUCAUCAAAUUUCAAAAGACGGGAACAAGCCUGCAGCAGCAUCUAGACAACAUCACUCAAAGCCGUCAGCCCUACAUCCUUGCACAGGGACCCACAAAAAGCAGCAUUCACUCCUUCUUCAUUGCCAUCGACAAGCACGCACUUCCAUGCCAAGCCACCACCUCAGUCGGAGCCCUGGAUGAACUCUUCAAGGCCCACUUUGUCUUUGGUACAUCUUACAGUCCUGCCUUGAACAAUUUUUUCACUUUUCUCCAAACUGCCAUUUACAACAUUGAUGUAGGGAAAACUAAGGAAACGCCAAGAAUUGCAGAAUUGCGAGCUAGAAUGGUGCGUUAGACUUAAUUUAAAGAAAAAUGAGGUGCUUUCUUUGCAGUAAUGAUCUUGGUGGAGCAAACAAUCUUGUAAAGCAUCUCAAAGUAAUACAUGGACUCUGUACGGGAAGGACUCUUUAUCUUCAAUGUGGCCAAGUGGGAUGCUCACGUUUUUUCAAUAGUUUUUCUGGUUUUAGGAAGCACCUGAACAAGUGCCAUGUGAAUAGUGUGUCUGCUGUUAUUGCUAAUGCUGAACCACCACAGUGUCAAAGUGUUCGGGAUGGUGGUAAUGCAAAUCCAGCAGAAGAGCCAUAUGGGGCAGAGGUUGAGUCAGAGCCAGCCUUAUCGUCACAGCACCUUGUAAAUAGUUGUGCCUCUGUCAUUUCAGAUCUAAAGGCAGCAGGUGUUGCCCAGUCUGUUGUUAAUUCUGUUGUGACUUCUUUGGAGGAUAUUGUUCAGGACAUACAUGAGCAUGCAAAAGAGUCAGUCAUCCAGUGUGUAUUUCGCGAUCAAAGAGAAACUGAAACAUGCAAAAAUGUUGAGGAAUGUCUUAACCAAUUAGAGAAUCCGUUUACAGCUCUUAAUUCAGUGUACAAACAGUCAAAAUUUAUGUCGAGCAAGUGGGAAACUGUGGAACCAGUAGAGCUUGUUAUUGGCUCAAGAUUUGACUCGAGGCUCAACAAAAAGACAGGAACAUAUGACCAAGUAGUAGUUAAAGACACAUUUAUGUAUGUUCCAAUUUUAUUGACAUUAAAGUCAAUAUUCAAUAGUGAACACGCCAGAGAAAUGCUCAGAAGCCCACAUAUUAGUGAUUCAAAACUAAGAGAUAUUUGUGACGGCUCUUUCUUCAAAACUCAUCCUCUAUUUUCAU